AUGAAUAGAAGUGCGUUAGCAAUCCUUCAGAUACUGACGUUGAUCGCCUCACUAUCCAGAGCGUCACAUUUCACAGCCACCAAUGCUUGGGGCUCCAAGAAUCAUCCUCUAGCAAUCACAACACAUCAUCGUACACAACAACCAUCAUGGAAUGUCUUGGAUUGUGAUCGGUUUGUCAAUUCGUUCCUCACAAUCCGAGGUGGGGAAAUUGAUCUAAUCGACAAUGCUGCUGCUGCUGAUGAGGAUGGAAUUUUGAUUGUAAAGACGAGGAACAUAAUAAGAAGCGUCCUCGACGUUAGCGAAAAGAAUCUACCAACCACCACCAGAAUUCUGAAAUCUUUGUUUUCGGCGUUGGAAGGCAUCACGGGAGUCAAGCUUUUGCCAGAACCGGAAAAGAAGAAGAAGAGCAAGAAAAAGAGCAAAAAGAGUGCCGAAGUUAAAUCAUCGGAACCAGCAGAAGAGGAGAAAGACGAAGAAACAGCCAAGGAAAUCUCGUCCAAGUCCAAAACGAAGAGCAAGCUGAAGAAACCAUCCGCGGCAACGAAAAAACACUUGGCCAGCACAAUCAAGAGUACCAACCCCAAUUACCGAAUCCAAAGAGAACUCAAAGAAUUCAUCAAGUCGCCUCCACCCAACCUUUCCGUCCAAGUUGGUUCUAAUUUGCGUGUCUGGAUUAUCACCAUGGUGGGAGCCAACAAUACCAUUUACGAAGGAGAAUCCUUCAAGCUGCGAGUGAGCUUUCCCACGCAGUAUCCUACGGUUCCUCCAUCGGUCUACUUUUUGCAGGGACACAUUCCCACCCACGAGCACGUGUAUACCAACGGGGAUAUUUGUUUGAGUCUGCUUGGAAAAGACUGGCGUCCGACCAUGACGGCACAAUCGAUUGCCGUUUCUAUUUUGUCGAUAUUGUCAUCGGCACAGUCCAAGUCGCUGCCGAUGGAUAAUGCCAGACAUGCAGGAAACAAACCAGGGCAAUAUCAGAAAGAUUGGGUGUACCAUGACGAUAACUGCUAG
Cylindrotheca closterium is the source of this 1014-nucleotide messenger RNA. The record is from the annotation of a GenBank genome assembly. NCBI's taxonomy places the organism in Eukaryota, Bacillariophyta, Bacillariophyceae, Bacillariales, Bacillariaceae.